Molecule: messenger RNA, 4325 nt
Organism: Dermochelys coriacea (leatherback sea turtle)
Lineage: Eukaryota; Metazoa; Chordata; Testudines; Dermochelyidae
Gene: GYS1
Product: glycogen synthase 1
Exons: 17
Coding region: 140-2338 (732 amino acids)
Biological process (GO): glycogen biosynthetic process
Cellular component (GO): cytoplasm
Molecular function (GO): alpha-1,4-glucan glucosyltransferase (UDP-glucose donor) activity
Source: RefSeq, a predicted model, not a curated record
CCGGGGCAGCACGGGGGAGGGGCGGGGUCACUCUGAGACGAGCACUGCGGAGGGGCUGGCUGGAGGCGCUGCGGGGAGCCUGCCACGCAGACACCCCCCACCUCAGUUGGCGACGUGCUGCCCCCCAGCCUCAGCCGCCAUGCCCCUGGCCCGCAGCGUCUCUGUCACCUCCCUGACGGGGCUGGAGGACUGGGAGGAUGAGAUCGACCUGGAGAACGCCGUCCUCUUCGAGGUGGCUUGGGAGGUGGCCAACAAAGUCGGGGGUAUCUACACGGUGCUGCAGACCAAGGCCAAGAUCACGUCGGACGAGUGGGGGGAGAAUUACUUCCUGCUGGGGCCCUACCUGGAGCAGAACGUGCGCACCCAGGUGGAGCUGAUCGACCCACCCCACCCGGCCGUGCGGCGCACCAUCGAUGCCAUGAAUGCCAAGGGCUGCAAGGUGUACUUUGGGCGCUGGCUCAUCGAGGGAGGCCCCUAUGUGGUGCUGCUGGAUGUGGGGGCCACGGCCUGGAGCCUGGACCGCUGGAAGACGGAGCUGUGGGACAGCUGCACCAUCGGGGUGCCCUGGUACGACCGGGAGGCCAACGACGCUGUUCUCUUCGGCUUCCUCACCGCCUGGUUCCUUGGCGAGUUCGUGGCUCAGUGCGAGGAGAAGCCAUUUGUCAUUGGCCAUUUCCACGAGUGGCUGGCGGGCAUCGGGCUCAUCCUCUGUCGUACCCGCAAGCUGCCGGUGGCCACCAUCUUCACCACGCACGCCACGCUGCUGGGGCGGUACCUCUGUGCGGGCAGUGUCGACUUCUACAACAACCUGCACGCUUUUAACGUGGACAAGGAGGCCGGGGACCGGCAGAUUUACCACCGUUAUUGCAUGGAGCGGGCUGCCGUGCACUGCACCCACGUCUUCACCACCGUGUCCCAGAUCACGGCUGUGGAGGCCGAGCACCUGCUCAAGAGAAAACCUGAUCUGGUGACCCCCAACGGCUUGAAUGUCAAGAAGUUCUCUGCCAUGCACGAGUUCCAGAACCUCCACGCCCAGAGCAAGGCCCGCAUCCAGGAGUUCGUCCGGGGGCAUUUCUAUGGGCACCUGGACUUUAACCUGGACAAGACCCUGUUCUUCUUCAUCGCCGGGCGCUACGAAUUCUCCAACAAGGGGGCCGACAUCUUCCUGGAGGCGCUGGCCCGGCUCAACUACCUGCUCCGGGUGAAUGGCAGCCAGGUGACUGUGGUGACCUUCUUCAUCAUGCCGGCUCGCACCAAUAACUUCAACGUGGAGACCCUCAAGGGGCAGGCCGUGCGCAAGCAGCUCUGGGACACGGCCAAUGCCGUGAAGGAGAAGUUCGGGAAGAAGUUGUACGAGUCGCUGCUGGUCGGGAACCUCCCCGACAUGAACAAGAUGCUGGACAAGGAGGAUUUCACCAUGAUGAAGAGAGCGAUAUUCGCCACCCAGCGUCACUCCUUCCCCCCCGUCUGCACCCACAACAUGCUGGACGACUCUACGGACCCCGUUCUCAACACCAUCCGGCGCCUCGGGCUGUUUAACAGCAGCGCUGACCGCAUCAAGGUCAUCUUCCACCCUGAGUUCCUCUCUUCCACCAGCCCCCUGCUGCCUGUGGACUACGAAGAGUUCGUCCGGGGCUGCCACCUAGGGGUCUUCCCCUCCUACUACGAGCCGUGGGGCUACACGCCAGCUGAAUGCACCGUCAUGGGGAUUCCCAGCAUCUCUACCAACCUCUCCGGGUUCGGUUGCUUCAUGGAAGAGCAUAUCGCCGACCCGUCGGCCUACGGGAUCUACAUCCUGGACCGGCGGUUUCGGGCGCUGGAUGACUCAUGCACCCAGCUGACGUCCUUCCUGUACAGCUUCUGCCAACAGAGCCGGCGCCAGCGCAUCAUCCAGCGCAACCGUACUGAGCGCCUCUCUGACCUGCUGGACUGGAAGUACCUGGGCCGGUAUUACAUGUCCGCCCGACACAUGGCGCUCGCCAAGGCCUUUCCUGACAACUUCACCUAUGAGCCUCCGGAGGAGACAGCGGCCCAGGGAUUCCGCUACCCCCGCCCGGCCUCCGUGCCCCCUUCGCCCUCCAUCUCCCGCCACUCCAGCCCCCACCACAGCGAGACGGAGGAAGACGACGAGCGCUACGACGAGGAGGAGGAGGCGGAGAAGGAUCGGCGCAACAUCAAGCCCCCGGCCAUGACGGGCCCUGUCCCCGAGUGGCGCAAGCCGCCCAGGAAGGGCUGCAGCGAGGCCAGCACCUCCUCCAAUGCCUCCACCCCCACCAUGCCCUCCAGCCCCAGCGACCUCAGCAGCCCCACCAGCUCCAUCAACGAGGAGAGGAACUAGGGGGGCAUCUAGACUGGUCUAGAACUAGGGGGUGCCCCCCCAGGCACAACAGUUGUAAGCAAUCCCCGUCCUCUGCUUCUGGCUCUCCCUCUAGAACCCACCUUCCCUUUUGCUGGGUUCUAGAUUGCAGGUGCUAGGUUCUAGAUCGUUCAAAACGCGGGGCGACCCCCCCACGUGAGAUGAUCAUCCCCUUCCUGCCCCCUAUCCUCUGGUUCUGGCUCUCCCUCAGGACCCUCAAAGCGAUGGGUUGUUUGUGUUCUAGAUCAAUGGCAUGGAUGUUCUAGAGUACACUCUCCAAGGUGCUCCAGGACCCUUUGGGCUAUGGGCUCUGGCUUGCCCAUCCAAACUGUCUAGAACAACUUCCAUGUUGUCUGCAGCACUCUGGAUGGUACUAGUGUUUGCAGCUGCCAACAUUUGGAGGGGGAGAUGGGGGCUCUUGAAUGGUUUGGGCUAGGAGCGAAGUCAGGUGCUGUCUAGGGAGAGCCCUGGUCUGGAACAGGGCUGGCUCCAUAGUGUAGGAUUGGUCUGGAUCAUUCUAGAAUGCUUAUCACUCCAGGAUGCAGGGCAGCCCUGGGUUUUCAUGUUUGGGAGAUCUAGAUUGUUCUAAAGUUCUGUGUAUUAAAAUGGGGUCUGUGACAUCUAGUAUUGGGCAUGCCCCUCAGGGAUGUAGGGUACCCAUAUAUGAUUCUGGAGUGCAGCAUCGGGUGAUGUUGGGGGUUCUAGAGCAGUCUAGAAUGGGGCCUGCUGUAAGAUGUUGAUUGGAUUGUUCUGGAGUGAUGUGACAGAUGGGGGUUCUGGAGCUGUUUAGAAGGAGGGGCAGUCUAGAAUGUGACCCUGCUACCGAGUGCGGUGACAUCUGAACCAUUCUAGAUCCCUCUAGAACUCAGUGCAAUGAAGGAGUUGGGGCCAUAUGUAGAAAUCCACAUUGUCAUGGUCUAGAUCAUUCCAGAACAUUGCAUGGUCACGAGACAUUGAAUGGUGUUGGGUGUUCUGGAGGGGACGUCUUGAAUGGCGUCUCUGGGAAGGGGGAAGCACAGGCGGGUGCUGUGAACGAAGGGAGAUGAGUCGGUUCCUGACUUCUGGAAUGAGCUCCACCUAGAUCAUUCUAGAACAGCGUGUGCUGGGGGUCCCGGCCUUCUCGAAGUGGUCUGCAGCACUACUGUGGUCUGGCGAGCAUAGCCGAGGAAAGAGGUGGUCUAGAUCAUUCUAGAGCAUUGUGUGUGGGAUGGAAAGAGGCUGUCGGGGACCGGGUUCUAGAUCAUUUUAGCAGUGUCAGGGUGUGUGCUGGAGGCCCAAGCUGCCUGGCACAUGUUCUAGGUUGUUGGAAGUCGCUAGACACCAGCAUGGCUGGGCUGGGCUGGAACAUCUUGCAGGGUUUUGAUUCUUCUCGGAGGUUUGGGAUUUGGUUGCUGGGUUCUAGAUCACUCCAUGCUCCUGCUGCGGGGGCUGCUCUAGAACAUCGCCUGCUCUGGGCCAAUGAUGGGGUUGCAGGAAGGCUCCAGGCUGCUGCAUGCGGGUGCAGUCUGCUCCAUGUGUGUCCCCACCUCAUCCCAGACCGCCAAUAACAGACCAGUCGAGAACACAGCUGCUGGAGAUCUAGAACGCUGCUCCUGCCUGGUGCCAUCUGCUGGGGAGUGGGGUGGUAGGGGUCACACAGCUGCACCUGCUGCUGACAUGCAACCACCUCCGGAGGAGGGGGUCUACACAGGGCUCCCCUUGCCCACCAGUUUCCCAGCAACCCCAAGACAAGGAAAAUCAUGUAUCAAAGCUGUUUGGGCUGCCAUCCCCUGGGCCCCCCGCUCUGUGCCUGGGCUGGGUGUUGCACCCACGGGGGCCUCUGUGGGGUGAGGGCUUCCACCCACCCCCGGGCUCGUGUAUUUUAUUUAUGGCUGUUGCAUAUGUCGUCGCUUGGUUUCAUUUUUGUCCCUCCCAGGCCCUAGGGAGCCGGGCCGGGCCGGGCCUAGGAAUAAACGUCAGCUAAACUCCG